Molecule: messenger RNA, 882 nt
Organism: Aspergillus oryzae RIB40
Lineage: Eukaryota; Fungi; Ascomycota; Eurotiomycetes; Eurotiales; Aspergillaceae
Product: PP1-complex regulatory subunit GLC8
Exons: 2
Coding region: 1-882 (293 amino acids)
Biological process (GO): regulation of signal transduction
Molecular function (GO): protein phosphatase inhibitor activity
Source: RefSeq, a predicted model, not a curated record
AUGGUGCACAACAUGGACGAAACACACAAGAGACCGAAGGGUAUCCUGAAGAACCCUAGCUCUCAGAGCAUUCAAACAACACACGAAACUUUGGCCCCACGCGCUCCCUCUACAGAACCCAUGGAUACGAAGGAGCUCACCCUGCAAAAUACCCUACAAAACGCCGGCCGUCGCCGCUCCUCCUCCACCACCCAUCCUGGGACCGCUUCUCGGCGCCAAUCGGUGGCUAGUGUUCAACACGAUGAGAACUCGCCACGGUUGAAAUGGGAUGAGGCAAAUCUUUACCUGACCGAACAGGAAAAAACAGCUAAGAUGAAGAUCGAUGAACCCAAAACACCGUAUGCGCCGCGCUAUGAUCCAAGCCAGGACGAAGAAGAAAUGGAACUUGCAGAAGCUGAAGACAGCUUGAUCGAUGCGCAAGGGGUGGUUGUGGACGAACUUGACAAGACAACCAAAGAUCCUCGGAAAGCAGUUGCUGAAGAUGAGAUUCCUGAUCUCGAGCUAGGAGAGCCGGAGGAGUCGAUCCCUGAUGGUGUUGGGGCCCAAGGCAGCGAUCGCAUCACACGCGCGCGGAGUCUGAGCAAUGAGUCGCACCGGAGCGACAAGCAUGUAGUUAUGGGGGCCAACGAGCCCAAUGGCGAGGCCAGCGCCGAUGCGGAUCACUUGUUGAGUCCCGAAGAGGCCCAGGAGAAGCAUCGCCAAUUUGAGCAGCAAAGGAAAAAGCAUUACGAGAUGCGGAAUAUCAAAGAACUUCUUGCCCAUUCGGUAGAUCUAGAAGAAAUGGACGAGGAUGAGGACGAGGGUGCGAGCAAGAACACUACCCAUGCUAUUCCGCCGCCGAUGCCCCAGAUUUCCCAGAAGUUCUUGAGGGAAGGGAAGUAG